AACUUGCUUACUUUUUUCAAUUUGAGCGCUAGCAUCAGCCUGAAUUGAAUAUUCCAUUCAAAGAACAUGAUGGGACACAGAUCUGUAGAAAGAACUCACUAUUUUCUGGUGGUUUUAGUGGUUCUCAGUGCAUCUAUGUCGUUGGCACUGGGGCUUUCUGUCGCCGAUUGUCGACUCCCUGACUGUAAAGGCGUGACUAGUGAAAUGCCGAAAGGAUUUUCACGCAAGGAAAUUCCACAAAUAGUUUUGGUUACUUUUGAUGACGGUUUCACUGAAAAAAAUAUUAAAUACUACCGAGAAUUGUCAGCGUCUGGAUUAAAAAACCCUAACGGAUGUCCUGUCAGCUUCACAUUUUUUAUUUCUGGUGAAAAUAAUUAUACUUUUUCAAAAGAAAUGUACGACAAUGGGCAUGAAAUGGCCAGUCACACCAUAUCCCAUGCAUUUCCAAUCGCUUCUUGGAGUAAUAAGACUUAUGCCGAAUACCGAGACGAAAUAAACGGAAUAAAAAAGAACCUUGUUGAGAAAUCCGGCAUUCCUGAAAGUGAAAUUAAAGGUUUCCGUUCACCUUUUCUUCAAAUGGGAGGUGACAUUCAAUUUCAGGUCCUGAAAGAUUUGGGUUAUGAUUGGGAUUCUUCGAUAGUUAUGGGCACUGACAGCGAUCAGGACAGGGAACAGUACUGGCCAUUCACACUAGAUACUCCUUUAAAGAAUGAACUCGAACAAGAAAAGUCCAACGGCGUUCCAGGCAAGGCUUGUAUGAAUGAGAAAUGUCCAACAAAAUCCUAUCCUGGCCUUUGGGAAAUACCCGUAAAUCGUUGGUAUGACAAGCAGAAAAAACCCUGUUCUCUCUACGAUGGUUGUGAUCAACCAACGAACAAAGAAGAAUUUGUCAAGUUUAUGAAGGAAGCGUUAUACAAGAAUUAUGAUACAAAUCGUGCUCCGGCUGGUCUGUUUCUUCAUGUGAAUUGGGUUCUUAGUAAACCGUAUAGGUUUGAAGUCUUGAAACAAUACCUAGAAGAAAUUUCUCAAAUGGAAGAUGUUUGGAUAUUGAGCAUAUCAAAGGCUUUGGAAUGGAUAAAGAAUCCGAAGAAAAUGAAAACAAAUUUAGACGUUGACGCUUGGAAUUGUUAAAAUCACAGAGUUUGUUUUCCAGAAGAUUUUUUGAACGUUUUUUUUUUCAUACACUAAUUUUUCUCAGAGUCUCUAUAAUUCUGAUCUAAGCGACUUUGUUAACUUUAUUCUAUUCUACCAGACAAUCUAAAGCACAUGGUGUCAAAGUGUUGGAGGAGUAUAAACACAGACACAAAGACACAUACACACACACACACGUACGCACACACAGAGGUUGGGCCAAAAUUCACGCACAAAAUAAGUUCAACAAACUCCGGAAUUGUCGAAGACAUGUUUCAAUUUUUCUAAACUUAAAUAAAAUAAUAAUGAACAAACGGAUACGCAUGGCUUAGAGGCUAGGGUGGUGGAUUAAAGACAGUAAGAUUGUGGUUUCGAACCCUUGACCGGGCGAUCUGUUGCAUUCUCGAGAAAAACACUUCAAUUUACGUUGCUUGAAAAAUACGAAGAUUGUUGACAAUGCAAAGAAUGCACCACUCUAAGGCAGAUAUAGACCGACUUUACCUGCCAAGAAAAGAGGGAGGCCGUGGACUUUUACAACUGGAAAUAACAAUGAAGAUAGCCACAAUUGGUCUAGACACCUACAUGAAAAACUCUGAUGACUGGAUCUUAAAACUUGUCUUAAAGCAUGAAAACAAGAAAAUAUCAUACUCAGUAACAAAACAGGCAAAGUGAAUUCCAAAUACAACAAAUUCCAGAAAUAGACGUACUAGAAACAAGCGCAGAAAAAAGCUAAGCAUAUGAAAAACCGUGCUAAAACUACUGCCUUAGAUAUUCUGACUGAUAAAUGGCAAGAAAAACUCCUCAAUGGUAAAUACCCAAAGAGAGCUAAUAGUGCCGUUGUUGACAAAGCCCUUACCCAUCAAUGGUUAAUGUCUUCUGGCUUAAAAUCAGAAACAGAAGUGUUUAUCAUAGCAGCCAAAGAUCAAUGCUUACCUACAAGGAACUACCUGGCCAACAUAUUAAAGAACGACAGUAGCCAGCCCAACAUGUCGUGUAUGUCAACAACGAAAUGAAACCAUUGAUCAUGUUGUCUCCAUGUAGAGACUUCUUGCGCCUACAGAGUAUCUCAACAGGUAUGAUAGAGCUGCACAAUAUAUUCACUGGGUAAUUUGAAAAAACCUGGACUUGCCCCAUGAUAAAAAAUGCUUGGAACACAAACCACCUUCAGUUUUUGAAAAUGGUCACAUCUCACUCCUCUGGAACUUCUCCGUUCAAACUGACAGAAAGAUAGAUGCGAAUAGGCCAGACAUUAUAUUUAAAAACUUCAGGCCAGAAUCCUGCCUCGUCAUUGAUAUGACUGUCCCAAUCGACAUAAACAUAUCUGUCAAGACCAACCAACAACUGAGCAAGUAUAAAGAUCUUGAAAUAGAAAUUGGCGAAAUGUGGAACCUGAAGACUAAAACAGUACCUGUUGUCGUAGUUGCCCUAGGAAUGAUAGCAAAAGGAGCCAAUUCCUACCUAACUCAGAUACCAGGAAACCCCAAAAUGGCAGAAAUUCAAAAGAUAGUACUCAUGGGAACUGCCCAUAUCCUACGUAAAAUACUGUCUAUGUAAUCUCAAAUUUUAAAACAAACUCAUAAUUUUGUUAUGGUAUCUUUAACAUUCUCCAGAACAAUACUAUGUGCAAAACCAAAUAUAUGACACCCUAGGCAUAACACCAACAUGUACUUCUAACUUGUCUCUUGAGGUCUCUGGGUGAAACUUGGAGUCAACUUGUACAAAUACAAAGCAAAGUCAAACAUAUAAUAGUAAUAAUAAGGAUAAUAAUAAUAAUAAUAAUAAUAAUAAUAAUAAUAAUAAUAAUAAUAAUAAUAAUAAUAAUAAUAAUAAUAAUAAUAAUAACUUUUUUUUGUUUUAUAGCUAAUAAAAAGCUAUAAAACAAAUGAAAAAAAGCUAUAAAACAAAUGAAAUAAAGCUAUAAAACAAAUGAAAUAAAGCUAUAAAACAAAUGAAAUAAAGCUAUAAAACAAAUGAAAUAAAGCUAUAAAACAAAUGAAAAAAAGCUAUAAAACAAAUGAAAUCCAAACUAAAACUAGAACAGCAACGGACCAUGAUAAAACGAUGGCAAGAAAAGCCCC
Messenger RNA from Octopus bimaculoides (California two-spot octopus), 3209 nucleotides. Its product is annotated as chitin deacetylase 8. Gene Ontology annotation, molecular function: hydrolase activity, acting on carbon-nitrogen (but not peptide) bonds. NCBI's taxonomy places the organism in Eukaryota, Metazoa, Mollusca, Cephalopoda, Octopoda, Octopodidae. Gene Ontology annotation, biological process: carbohydrate metabolic process. The record is from RefSeq and is a predicted model, not a curated record.